AUGGAUGGUGAUGGCAACACUUUCAGCAACUACCGUGUGGAAACGGAAGAGAACGGCAAGCUUCCCCGGAAAAUUUGCAAUCUUGUCAAGUUUUGUUUGUUUCUGCUAGUCUGGAUGUACUCUUCAGUAUAUCUUAUCACGACUGCGCCGAAAGUGCCAAGUACCUUUCUCGUGCCAGUGCUGCCGUACAGGCAGUAUGUGAUCAAGUCGAGGGAUAGAAAACAUCACAGUGAUAUAGACAUUGAGUUUUCCGGUCCCCUCAACAAGAGGCUAAUCAAACAUCCCGACCAGGCAACCAAUUUAGAUCCAUAUAUUAAAGUUCAAGUCGAGAGCUUCGAUGCGAUGGCCAAUGAGACAGCACUGGAGUCCCAAGCAUGGGUCCUCUUCUUGCUCGCCAAUCAGGAUGAAAUGAGCUACACUAUAAAAAAGGAGUUCACACUCAAAAAAAAAAAAAGAAGGCACCCGCAGGACAACCAACCGUCGACAAGCCGCGGGGACUACCACGAGCUCAACGUAAUACUCACAAACUACCACAGUGGGGCGUUCGGCCUGUUCGUGGUCAUCAAUUAUAACCCGGUUAGCACGCAUGUCGGCGUCGCGGGCGGAAUAAUGCUACUUAUUUUUCUGUAUGUGCUGAUCAUAUGGGAUCUAGCGGAUCGUGCAUUUGUGUCUCUGCUCAUUUCCAUGGGAGGAAUGGGACUGCUGUGCAUGAUGAACGCGCGUCCUCUAUUGACCGAAUUCUUGAAAUGGAUCCAUCUAGAUUGCCUAAUGUAUGUCUUUCUACUGAUGCUAAUAGUCAGAAUUGUGGAUGAGACGGCUGUCUUUGAUUUCAUAGCGGCGCUCGCAUAUGGGGCCUCACGUGGCAAGCCCUGGCUACUCGUACUCAUUCUGUGCGUCUGCGCUGCGAUCUUCUCCGCCUUACUCGACAACGUGACCAUGGUAUUGUUAAUGGGCCCGAUUAUAUUUCGGCUGUGCCAUAAAUUAGCGCUGUGCACUACAAUAGUCCUCAUGAGUGUUACGAUGUUCGCCAACAUUGGAAAUGUACUGUCUCCUUUGAAUAAGCACUCGAUUUUGAAGUUUGAUAUCGAUCCGGCCUUCAAGGCGCAGCACAUCACCUAUGGCAACUAUGUUCUGCACCUAAUUCCGGGCGUCAUUUUGAGUAUGGUGGUUGCCUACGCAGUGCUCUACGGAUUUUUUCAGAAAUAUUUAUAUAACACGAGUAAAGUAUUUGGAUCGAUAUCAUCGCUUCAAGUUCGCGCCGACAAAUUGAAAAAAGUCGGUGCUCAUCUAAGUCAGUAUCAGAACAAUCGUAUUACGCAGCUGAGGAGGAUUGAGAAUGUGCAGCCCGAAGAGAGAAAGAAUGUGGACUUUCAGUUAGUCCUGUCCGACUUAAAGGCCAAUUGUAUCGUGACGAAUUUGCCGCUGCUCAUUGGGUGCUGUAUAUCCCUGGCCGUUCUUUUUGUCCUCUGCCUGCCCACAAUAGAUAACACUCUCCACCAUUUGGAACCAAGCUGGAUAGCACUGUUCGCCACAAUGCUGCUGCUCAUCUUGGGCAACCUGCAGGAGCUCGACGUACUAUUGGCGCGGAUUGAUUGGAGGUCUCUAAUAUUCAUCGCUGCACUGCUGGUGCUAUUCAAAUCGAUUCGCUACCUGGGUAUCGAUUACUGGACGAUCAACGUGAUUCACAACCUUGUGUGCAAUACCAGAAAGGACCGACAGCUAGCCGUCAGCAUCUUAGUGCUAACCGCGGUGGCAGCCAUUGAGUCCGCCGUUAUGCCUAACAUGGUGAUAAAAUCAUUGAUGGUCACCGAGGCCAUCAACUUGAGCGCCAGCUGCGAUUUGCCCUUUGCACCGCUCCUGUGGUCCAUCGCCUAUGGCUCUUCUUUCGGCGAAAAUUCCAACUUAAUCUGUUCCUUGGCCAAUGUGAUAGCAGCAGGACUUGCCCACCAAGAAGGCUACCGAUAUACGUAUAAAAAUUUCUUUAUCAUCGGCUUUCCUGUAACACUGGCGACCUUGUUGAUCUCAACUAUGUAUCUAAUGUUCGCACAUCUAGUUUUUAACUGGCAUGGCACUUCGGUACAGUCUUAG
Molecule: messenger RNA, 2088 nt
Organism: Drosophila navojoa
Lineage: Eukaryota; Metazoa; Arthropoda; Insecta; Diptera; Drosophilidae
Product: P protein
Biological process (GO): transmembrane transport
Cellular component (GO): membrane
Source: RefSeq, a predicted model, not a curated record